AUGAGAAUCAUCAACCAAGUAGCGGGCAAUGGGAAUAACCCUGAGCAAAUAACCCUUCUUCCGCAGGACAAAGAGGAUUUGUUCAGCUUGUUCAACAUUAUCAAUACCGACGAUGAAAUUAUCUUUAAGAAGAUGGUUACGAGCAAAGUUGACAACUUAGGGAAGAAGAAAACUUCUGACCUGAUAAGACUCCGGUUAAGAGUAAUAUCCUCUGAGUUUGAACCACAACAUGAGUUUUUAAGAUACAAGGGAGUCACUACAGAAGACGAUAGCGGGAAAGCCAAUGUUGAUGUUCCGCUCGGAAAAUACUUCAGCUUCACUAUAGAUUACAAGUAUCCCUUUACUUUGAUGAAGCAUGACUACAACUCCUUUGUUGCCAAGCAAAUUAAGGAUGCCUGCAGUUUGGAGAGUCGUUCGGAUAUAGCCGCCGUUGUCUUACAAGAGAGCAUUGCUCAUAUAUGUUUAUUGAGUUCUUUUAGUACUAUACUGAAGAACAAGAUAGAAUACAGUCUUCCGAAGAAAAAGAGGAGUACAGACAUUAUUAAGUUCGACGAAAAAGUCGAGAAAUUUUACAAAGCAACCUAUGAGUCCAUGAAGAGGCACUUUGAUUUUGGAAAACUCAAGGUCAUCAUAUUAUGUUCGCCGGGCUUUUAUGCAAAAUCCCUGUACGAAAAGGUAAUUCAAUAUGCUCAGGAAGAACAGAAUAAAGACCUUCUUAUGCAGAAAUCAAAAUUUCUAGUAGCACAUUGUUCUACGGGUUAUCUGCAGGGUAUCAGCGAGGUAUUGAAAAAUCCUGCAUAUAGCUCUCGUCUUCAAGAUGCAAAAAACUCCGAGGAAACCUUAAUAAUGGACUCUUUCUUAGAGCAUCUGAAUAACGAUGACUUCAAAGCAUGGUACGGUGAAGCAGAAGUAACAAAGGCAUCAGAGAUGGGUGCAAUUGACACUCUACUAAUUACAGACAGCCUUUUACGUGCAAACGACAUUCAGCUGAGAAGAAAGAGUUUAGCCUUAACAGAAGAUGUUGAAAAUGCGGGCGGAAAAGUUUUUGUGUUCAGUUCUUUACAUAGUUCUGGUGAGGAACUGGAAAAGCUUACGGGAGUUGCCUGCAUACUGAAAUUCCCCAUCCCUGACUUGGACGAAAAUUCAGACUCCGAUUAG
Lachancea dasiensis is the source of this 1158-nucleotide messenger RNA. The record is from the annotation of a GenBank genome assembly. NCBI's taxonomy places the organism in Eukaryota, Fungi, Ascomycota, Saccharomycetes, Saccharomycetales, Saccharomycetaceae.